Molecule: messenger RNA, 648 nt
Organism: Fulvia fulva
Lineage: Eukaryota; Fungi; Ascomycota; Dothideomycetes; Mycosphaerellales; Mycosphaerellaceae
Exons: 2
Coding region: 1-648 (215 amino acids)
Source: RefSeq, a predicted model, not a curated record
AUGCCUACCACUGAAAUAGCAGGUUUCUCUCUAGUGCGAGACGUCGACAUCGAUGAUCCGGAUACAGACGCGGCCGCGAGGAUUCAGGAAUGGAGUGAAUCGAUAGUGCAGCAGGAGGGACAUCAAGAGUCGUGGUAUGGCAUAGUUGCAGAGAAGAAGGAUGAGUUGGUUGCUGUUAUAACAUGGGACAACAUAGAAGCCCAUAUCGCAACUCUCAGACGACCCGACUAUAAAGCUGUAGCCGAACGCAUCAGCACAAUCUUCUCCGGCCCCGGCUACAUGCACCACAUCGACUUCGAGCCCUACGAACAACUCGCGAAAGCCAUGACAGCUUCCAUGACAGAAAUCGCAACCUUCUACUUUGACGAUGAGCCGCCUGACGGCUAUCUCGAUCGCUUCCAUCAGUUCUGUGAGGCGGCCGCGAAAGAGGACGGAGCAAGACCUUUGGCGGCUGCAGCGGGCAUCACACACGAAGAGGUGGAGUACGAGGAUAUUAAGGGAAAUGCAGCAGUGUUUGUGGCAGGAUGGGAAUCGAUAGAGGCGCAUAUGGCCUUUCAAGGUGGCAAGGUAUUUAAAGAGCAUAUGCCAGGCCUGAUGGAUGGGGUGGAGAAGGUGCAGAUGCAUCACGUAUCGUUUCGGAAAGUGUAG